CGGAGCUAAACCGAGAAGAAAAAACCGGUUAUCACCGAGAGAGACAGAGUGUGUGUGUGUGGGUGAGAGAGAGAGAGACAGAGUGUGUGUGGGUGACAGAGAGAGACCGAGUGUGUGUGGGUGAGAGAGAGAGAGACAGAGUGUGUGUGGGUGAGAGACAGAGAGAGAGACAGAGUGUGUGUGGGUGAGAGACAGAGAGAGAGAGUGUGUGUGGGUGAGAGACAGAGAGACAGUGUGAGUGGGUGAGAGAGAGACACAGAGAGACAGAGUGUGUGUGGGUGACAGAGAGACACAGAGAGACAGAGUGUGUGUGGGUGAGAGAGAGAGAGACAGAGUGUGUGUGGGUGACAGAGAGACACAGAGAGACAGAGUGUGUGUGGGUGACAGAGAGAGCCAGAGUGUGUGUGGGUGAGAGAGAGAGAGACAGAGUGUGUGUGGGUGAGAGAGAGACACACAGAGUGUGUGUGGGUGACAGAGAAACACAGACAGAGACAGAGUGUGUGUGGGUGAGAGAGAGAGACAGAGUGUGUGUGGGUGACAGACACAGAAAGAGACAGUGUGUGUGGGUGAGAGAGAGACACAGAGAGAGACAGAGUGUGUGUGGGUGAGAGAGAGAGAGAGACACAGAGAGAGACAGUGUGUGUGGGUGAGAGAGAGACACACAGAGUGUGUGUGGGUGACAGAGGCAGAGAGAGAGAGACACUGUGUGUGGGAGAGAGACAGAGUGUGUGUGUGAGAGAGACAGAGAGAGAGAGAGACAGAGUGUGUAUGAGAGAGAGAGAGACACACACAGAGAGUGUGCGAGAGACAGAGACACAGAGAGAGAGAGAGACACAGAGAGAGAGACAGAGUAUGUGUGUGAGAGAGAGACAGAGUGUGUGUGUGUGAGAGAGAGAUAGAGUGUGUGUGUGAGAGAGAGAGAGAGACAGAGUGUGUGUGUGUGUGUGUGUGUGAGAGAGAGACAGAUAGAGAGAGACACACAGAGUGUGUGCAAGAGGCAGAGAGACACAGAGAGAGGGAGACAGAGUGUGUGUGCGAGAGAGGGAGAGACACAGUGUGUGUUGUCUGUGUGUGCGAGAGAGAGAUACAGAGAGAGGGACGGAGUGUGUGUGUGUGUGUGUGUGUGUGUGUGUGUGUGUGUGAGAGAGAGAGAGACGGAGUGUGUGUGUGAGAGAGAGACACACACAUACGCAGACACACACAUACAGAAAGACAGUUUUGUGUGCAUGAGAGAGGGAUAGAGGGACACAGAGAGAGAGAGAGACAGUGUGUGUGAGUGUGUGUGAGAGAGACAGAGAGACACAGACAGAGGGACAGAGUGUGUGUGUGAGAGAGAGAGACACACAGAGUGAGAGUGUGAGAGAGAGAGACGCAGAGACAGGGAGACUGUGUGUGUGUGUGUGUGUGUGUGUGUGAGAGAGAGAGACAGAGAGACCCACAGACAGGAGAGAGAGUGUGUGUGUGAGAGAGAGAGAGAGAGACAGGGUGUGUGCACAAGAGAGAUACAGAGUGUGUAUGUGACAGAGUGAGUGAGAGAAAGUAGGAGAGAAAGGGGUGUGUGUGUGUGUGUGCGAGAGAGAAAAAAGAAGAGAGACAGAGAGAUAGAGUGUGAGACAGAGAUAGAUUGUGUUGAAGGAGAGGGAGAAUUGCCAGCCAGGGCAGAGGCAAUGUCCUGCUAUCCUGUGCGGGGGCUCCCACUCCUCCCAGGCAAUACUUUCCGGGACCCCACGAAGUCUAACUUCCAUCGAUCACAGACUUUCUUCUACAAGAACGGCAUUGCUGUCCCUGUUGUGCCCAAGGUUGGGAUUGGUGGGGAACCAAUCCAUGUCAAUCAGCUGUCUCUGUCUGAUGUGGAUGAAUUGGCUAAUAAAAAACCAACAUUAACCUAUGGCCAGGCCAAACAGGCCCCACCAGCAGAUUUCGUUCCUGGGCACGUGGCUUUUGAUAAGAAGGUGUUGAAAUUUGACGGAUAUUUCAAGGAAACAGUUCACGAAUCCCCAUAUGAAUAUUAUCGGGUUCGACCGAUCAUCCUGUACUAUUACCUGGAGGAUGACAGUAUUUCCAUUCAUGAGCCAGAAGUGGAUAACUCUGGACUAACUCAGGGCAAACUGAUCAACAGACAGCGACUCCCCAAGAAUGACCAAGGAGAUUGCUGGCAUUGGAAGGACCUCAAUGUCGCCAUGGAGGUGGUGGCAUAUGGAAAGCGAUACCGCCUCACUAGCUGUGACAAAUUUACAUGUGAUUUCAUGGUGAGCCAUGGCAUUAUCCCAAAUUGUCCAGAGAUGAUCCCACCAGAUCCCUACAUCGAGAGUCGCAAAAGAAACCCUGCUCGGGAGCAUGUCACUCCCUCAGACUUUGAUAAACUCAAACAGUUCCUAACCUAUGACCGCAAGGUUUUGAGAUUUUAUGCAUACUGGAAUGACACAGACAAUAUGUUUGGUGAGUGCAGACGGUACAUUAUCCAUUAUUACCUGGCUGAUGGGACUGUGGAAAUCCGUGAUGUUUAUGAAAGGAAUGACGGACGAGAUCCUUUUCCAAUGAUGGUGGGUCGGAGGCGUUACCCCAAAACAUUGAAAGAUGAGGCAGCAGCAAAUUUUCCCACAAUCUCAAUGGAGGUGGCUGACCAGGAGGUGAAGGAAUGGUAUGGUCCUCGGGAUUUCAUUGUUGGUCAACCUGUCACUCUUCUCGGACGUGAAUUCUUCAUCUAUGACUGUGAUGAGUUCACCAAGAAUUACUUUUAUCAGAACAUUAGGGGGGUGGAACUUCAUCCUGUUGAUGUCAUCAAGAAACCUGCACCACCAGAGAAAAAGUGGGUUCCUCCGUACAACGGAUUUGGUUCAGUGGAGGAUUCGCUAGGGAACUGUUUGUCACUCAUUCCCAAACCACCAAAAAAGGAUGUCCUCAAAAUGCUGGAAAUGGACAAGAUCAUCCUGCGAUAUGAGGCUAAGAUGGAGUCCAGGAAUCCUGAUGACUGGAAUCGGCGUUUUAUCCUCAGCUUCCAUGUGGCCACUGAUGAGAUCAGCAUCUUUGAACCUCCACUCCGCAACUCUGGGAGAAUAGGAGGGAGAAUAUUGUCAAAGAUAAGGAUUCCCAAACCAGGAAGCAAUGUGGAAAAGCCAGAAUUUUAUACAGCCAAGGAUCUGGCCAUCUGCUCAAUUGUCGAAGUACUCGGUUGCCGUUUCAUCAUCACCGAUGCUGAUGAAUAUGUUUACAAAUACCUGCAAGCAAAUGCUGCAGAAUUUCCAAGUGAGGUUCUCAACUCAUUCCAGCAGAAAGCUCAGGAAAGGAAGGCACAAAUGGUCCAGGAGUCGCUGGAAACUCAACAGAAGGAGAUGGAUCAGAAAGCUCGCUGUGUGUCAUUUGGUGAUCCGGUACUUGCUCCUGCCGAGAUCAGCAGAGAGGACUGUGUAAUGAUACCAUCAGAAUGCAGACAGUUCCUUGACCCUAUUCCAUCAAAAGCACAGUCCCAGGAGGAUAUCCAGACACAUCAAUGCAAGAGAGAUAUCUGCCCACCACUGAACCAGGGAGAUACCCGCCCACCAAAGAUCCAGGGAGGUAUCUGCCCACAACAGAUCCAAGCAGAUAUCCGCACACCUCAACAUCGAGCAGAUAUCUAUAUGCCACAGAACCAAGGCGAUGCUUGCCUACCACAGAAUCAGGGAGAUAUCCACACACCUCAAUACCAAACAAAUAUCCGCACACCACAGAACCAGGGAGAUAUCCGCACACCUCAAUACCAGACAGAUAUCCGCAUACCACAGAACCAGGGAGAUAUCUGCACACCUCAAUACCAGACAGAUAUCCACACACCUCAGUGUGUUCCCACGGGACUUCAAGAUCAAAGUACAUUUCAGAAUUAUAACUGUUGAUGUUGAAAAGGGGAACAAUGAUCUUUGUAAUUGGGAACAUAAUGCAAACUGA
Stegostoma tigrinum is the source of this 3921-nucleotide messenger RNA. RefSeq names its product EF-hand domain (C-terminal) containing 1 (gene efhc1). Gene Ontology annotation, molecular function: alpha-tubulin binding. The coding region runs from base 1668 to 3869 and encodes 733 amino acids. Gene Ontology annotation, cellular component: axoneme; mitotic spindle. Lineage: Eukaryota; Metazoa; Chordata; Chondrichthyes; Orectolobiformes; Stegostomatidae. The record is from RefSeq and is a predicted model, not a curated record. Gene Ontology annotation, biological process: mitotic spindle organization; cilium-dependent cell motility; mitotic cytokinesis. The transcript has 10 exons.